GACAACAAAUACGACCGUCCAAUAUGCGCUUACUUUCAUUCAACCGCUUGUAUUAAAUAUCUAACAAGAGUGCUAAUCCUCCAUUAAAACCAAAAUGGUUCUCAAAAAAUUCGUCUCCUUCGUGUACAGCUUCAUAGGCCUCAGAGGGCAUCCGAGGAUUAAAGAUGCGGCGGCAGCUGCAGCUUGUAGGAGAAUCACAGUGGAUGUGCCGGGCAACGUCAAGCAAGGCGUGCUUGAAUCUCCUGUCGGAUCAAGUUCAUCCGAAAUCAUAGAAGCUGAAGGUGAAUUCUGUUGUGUUUGCUUGUCGCGAUUGAAGGCAGAUGAGGACACGAGUGCUUUACCUUGCUUGCACAGGUUUCAUAAGGUAUGCAUAGAAGGAUGGUUUAAUAAUGUGUGUCGAAGAACUUGUCCGCUGUGCCGGUCGUCCAUGGGGGGAGAAGAGAGGUCUCAUAAGAGAGAGGAACAGUUCACUGAAGAGAUGGUCGAAGCUCAUAAAGAGAAUUGCCUUCCACACAAGUGGGAGAAAAAAAUUUCAAUAACUCCGUUGCUAGAAUCCAACCCAGGCCUCCUGGGUCUGGGUGAAAGCCAGACAAAUGGCCGCUGGACGACAACGGAGCUGUUUCAUGUUGAUGGCUGCAACAUAGUACUAACUACGCCUGGUACCUCGCUUUGCUUUGUACCAAUCAAAAGUCAAUUAUUGUAUAAAAGAAAUAUGUGAGCAUUGUUAUUUUUUUUCUUGCUUGUAAUAAAAUAUUUGAAAUGAGGAUAAAAAAAUUAUUUAGUGUA
Messenger RNA from Populus nigra (black poplar), 786 nucleotides. RefSeq names its product RING-H2 finger protein ATL57-like. The transcript is spliced from 2 exons. NCBI's taxonomy places the organism in Eukaryota, Viridiplantae, Streptophyta, Magnoliopsida, Malpighiales, Salicaceae. Bases 95 to 718 code for a protein of 207 amino acids. The record is from RefSeq and is a predicted model, not a curated record.